AUCACUAACACAGACUCCGUCUCAACAAUGUCGAGAGGGACAGACCGUCUCCUGAAGAACCUGAAGCAAUUCGCAGACGCGCAGUACCAGCACUUCUCCACUCGCUAUGGCCAGCAAGUGAUUGACAUUUUGGAGUUCCCGAUAAAGGUCGUGUUGUCUCCCUUCACUCUCGCUUUCGACAUCGCCGGCUCUGCCCCUCGUGGAUUUGGUGUCCCCGAGCUCAUCUCUAAGAUAUCAUACGCUACUGUAUUUGCUGUUGCAGCCUUUGGGACCUAUGAUAUUGCUCUGGAGCUUGGGAAGAAGGUGGUCUGCCAGAGAAAUUGUCGAACCUGCAACGGAUGGCAGGCAUUGCGGUGUACUAUGUGCAGGGGAUCAGGAAAAGUGCACUAUCAAGUGAAAAAUUAUACGUUGAGAAGUGGAGAGAAGGCGACAGCUGAAUGUGUUGCUGAUGCCAUUGCUGACAAUCGGGCUGAGCUGGUGCACCUUCCAUCUACGCUGGAUCUUAAUACACAUUUGCCAUCUAAAGACUGUCCAACUUGUGAUGGCACGGGUGUGAUGGGCUGCCCUGAAUGCCAACACAAGUUACAAGUCAGGAUCUCUGCAGAUGAUAUUAUGGAGCCUCCAUGGACAGCCUACAAUAUCAUGAAAAAGAUGGACUAUCCGUAUGAGCAUAUAGUUGACAGCAUGAGAGACCCCAGCAUUGCUGCAUUUUGGCUGUUUACUUUGCCUCAGAUUGUGGGUGGAUUCAACUAUGACGAUGAUGUCAAGCAAAAAAUCUGGUGGCAAUAUCAGGAAUCAAUGAGGUAUGAUCAACUUCGAGAUGUGGUAGCAAAGCGAAAACCUGGGUGGGAGCACGUGCAGCAAGCCUUGAUUUCCCUCGAUCCUGUCCGUGCUAGGGAAGAUCCAGUCAUAGUGAAAAACAUACCAUACUACAAGGCCAAGAAGGCACUGGAGGCGGAAGUCAUGAAUCUCAACCCUCCACCGCGACCACAAAAUUGGGGUGAUCUGGACCUUCCACUGAAUUCAUCUUCUUGGAAUGAAGAGGAUCUCAAAGAUCCAGAGAAAUUUUAUGAGAUGACCGUGCUACUUAAUGCCCAAAGAGAAAUAGCUGAUAAAAUUCUGGAUACACAAUGGGAAACUAAAUGGCGUCAAGAAAAGUUGAAUGAGCUGUUGGAGGAGAAGAUGCAGCCAUACAUGCAGAAUGCUGAAAAUGGUGUCCUUUCUCAGCCCAUAGUAAUGCAAUCACAAGAUAUGAAUCAGAAGAGGACUCGACGUCGGAGAUGGGGGAUUUUCUAAUGGAGUCACAUCGGCUACUGUAUUGUAAAAGAUCUCAUGACAUACACAAUUUUCAUCUAUGAUAUUUUGAAGUUCUUCACUCAGGUAGGUUGCUACCCUCUUCUUCCCUGAACGAACAUGCUGAGAAUUUGAUGUAUGAUAUAGUAAGUCGAUCUCCCUUUUUGCUGCACCUGAAUCUUUAUUUUUAUUAGAACAAAAUGUAAAAUAAUUGAGAACUGAUGAAAAUGUUGACUUAGAAAAAUGAAGAUAUACUAAGAAAUAAAAUGCAACAAAUGGCAGGCUGGAGUGGAGAGCAUAUCUUGUUGGGAUGAGAGUGAAAAAUUGUUGAGUUGGGUUGAGCCAAACUAUAUUGUUUUGGGUUUUCAUUGAGCUCUUGAUGUGUUUGUUUAGGUUUUUAUCGAACUCGAGCUGAGCUUUUAAUGAGCUUAUUAUGGUUUUGUGUUUGUAUUCGGAUCAAACUGAAGGAGUUUGUAUUAUUGAGUGAUUCAUGAGCUCGA
Molecule: messenger RNA, 1793 nt
Organism: Tripterygium wilfordii
Lineage: Eukaryota; Viridiplantae; Streptophyta; Magnoliopsida; Celastrales; Celastraceae
Exons: 12
Coding region: 28-1296 (422 amino acids)
Cellular component (GO): chloroplast
Source: RefSeq, a predicted model, not a curated record